This is a messenger RNA of Stylophora pistillata, 1175 nucleotides long. RefSeq lists its product as uncharacterized. The record is from RefSeq and is a predicted model, not a curated record. NCBI's taxonomy places the organism in Eukaryota, Metazoa, Cnidaria, Anthozoa, Scleractinia, Pocilloporidae.
CUUCGUAAGAGAAAUCCGAAGAUGUUACCUCCUGUAGAUCGAAUUUCAAGCGCAAGUUUGUUUCUUUCGUGAAGUCACAUCGUUUGAGACUGUUAGGAGAUUCUGACCGCGAUGGAAAAAAAUUCUUGUGUUUCAUCAACUAUCGACACUGCCACAGAGGGUUACAAGCUAAGCUCUCGUCCUGUGCAAAACAGGUCUGGUAAAAUGUUCAUAGACACAGAAGUUAAACCUCAAGCCGGAGACACGAUCAUGGAUCUCGGGUGCGGUACAGGAGAGCUGUCUGCGCAUCUGGCUCAGCUUGUUGGACCCAGUGGAAAGGUUUUGGGUGUUGAUCCGGAUAAAGAACGCCUUGAACUUGCUAAACAAUCAUACAGUGAUAUCAAGAAUCUUUCGUUUGCUGAAGGGAGCGCUGCAGACUUCCCAGGUAUGGGUUCAGAAUGCUACGACAUUAUCUUCAGCAACUAUGUGCUACAAUGGAUUCCGAACAAAUGCAACGCUUUCCGGAAUAUGUACGCAAGCCUAAAGCCGACUGGUCAUGCCAAACUAGCAGCUCAGUACGUCAGCUAUCUAUUCCCAUUCAUGACAAGCGCCUUUGAGGAACUGAAUCCAGAAAAUGCAGAACAUUUACUUGGCAUGUUCAAUUUUGAAGCGAGAUCAACGAUCGAGCAAUAUUGCUUUGCCGCGGGGUUUGGCAUUGUCAAAAGCUAUGACAUUCAGAGCGCACAAUUUGUAUUUGAGAGCAUCGAGGCGCUUUUGAAGUGGCUUUGGUCGACAACACAUGGUUCCUUUGAUCCUACACUAGUAACCGAAGAUCGCCUGCAGAACUAUUAUCCAUAUUCAAGCCGAAAUGGUCAGCCUCCAUUUGACUUUAGUGGUAUUAAAGAAGAGUCAACGAUUUGUCGAUUAGUGGCUACCAAACAGGUUUAUUAGGACGCCACGAAGCGUCUAUUUAUGUUCACUAACAUCGAUUUCCUGUUGAAGUAAAUAACCGGUAUUUUAGUGUCCCCAAUUAGCAGUCAAGCUAAAGUGAUUAUGAUACUUAAAAUAAAGUUCCUAUCUUAAUGCUAAAUAUGCUUUCUACAUUGUGUUCUACAAUAUGCCUUCGCUCCGACGAAGGGCUAACGCUCGAAACGUCAGGUUUUGUAAUCGUUACGGUGGCCAAUUUACCAUUUCAA